AUGUGUGUGAACCUGGACAAGCUACAGCCCGUGGCCACAGAGGAGCUGCUGGUGAACCGCUCCAUGGUUCUACUGGAGGACCGAAAGUUCUGGGCCGGGAUCGUCUUCAAUAUCUCCCACAACGCCUCCGAGCUGCCCCCACACCUGAACUACAAAAUCCGCAUGGACAUCGACAAUGUGGAGAGGACCAACAAGAUCAAGGACGCAUACUGGGACCCCGGACCCCGUGCGGACCCCUUCGAGGACAUGCGUUACAUCUGGGGAGGCUUCACGUACCUCCAGGAUGUCGUCGAGCAGGGCAUUGUCCGUGCCAUGACUGGGACCACGGAGAGGACCGGAGUCUACCUCCAGCAGAUGCCCUAUCCCUGCUACGUGGACGACAUCUUCCUGCGCGUCAUGUCCCGCUCCAUGCCGCUCUUCAUGACCCUGGCCUGGAUGUACUCGGUGGCCAUCAUCCUGAAGAGUGUGGUGUAUGAAAAGGAGGCGCGGCUGAAGGAGACCAUGCGCAUCAUGGGCCUGAACAACGGCAUGCUGUGGUUCAGCUGGUUCAUCAGCAGCCUGGUGCCUCUGCUGGUCAGCGCCGCGCUCCUGGUGCUGCUGCUCAAGCUGGGGAACCUGCUUCCAUACUCAGACCCAGGCGUGGUCUUCUUGUUCCUGGGCUCCUACGCAGUGGUGACCAUCAUGCAGUGCUUCCUGCUCAGCACAGCGUUUGCCAGAGCCAACCUGGCAGCCGCCUGCGGAGGCAUCAUCUACUUCACCCUGUACCUGCCCUACGUGCUCUGUGUGGCCUGGUCCGACUACAUUGGCUUCGGGGCCAAAGUCUUUGCUUCGCUCCUGUCCCCUGUGGCUUUCGGCUUUGGCUGCGAGUACUUCUCCUUGUUUGAGGAACAGGGCGUGGGCAUCCAGUGGUCCAACCUCCUAAGCAGUCCGCUGGAGGAGGACGACUUCAGUCUGCGCACAGCCAUUGGCCUCAUGUACGUGGACGCGGUGCUGUACGGGAUCCUCACCUGGUACCUGGAGGCUGUCUUCCCAGGUCAGUACGGGAUCCCUCGGCGCUGGUUCUUCCCCUUCACUAAGUCCUACUGGUUUGGAGAAAAAGAUGGAGAAAGCAAGGUGCCUUUGAACCGCAGACGCAACCCUGGAGUGAUAGUGAUGGAGGAGGAGCCUGCUCACCUGGACCCUGGAGUCUACAUCGAGGACCUAGUGAAGGUUUACAGACACGGCAACAAGCUGGCUGUGGAUGGACUCACUCUGGGUUUCUACGAAGGACAGAUCACCUCCUUCUUAGGACACAAUGGAGCCGGCAAAACCACCACCAUGUCGAUCCUGACAGGACUGUUCCCACCCACUUCUGGCACCGCCUACAUUCUGGGCAGAGACAUCAAAUCAGACCUGAGCGCCAUCCGCCAGAGCCUGGGAGUGUGUCCUCAGCACAAUGUGCUCUUCAGCAUGUUGACGGUGGAGGAGCACAUCUGGUUCUACGCCCGUCUCAAAGGGCUGAGCGAGGCCCAGGUGAAAUCAGAGAUGGAGCAGAUCCUGAAGGACACCGGGCUUCCUCACAAACGCACGGCCCGCACAAGCGCGCUCUCCGGGGGCAUGCAGAGGAAGCUCAGCGUGGCCCUGGCCUUUGUGGGCGGGGCCAAAGUGGUCAUCCUGGACGAGCCCACGGCCGGAGUAGAUCCGUUCGCCCGUCGCGGCAUCUGGGACCUGCUGCUCAAGUACCGCUCGGGGAGGACCAUCAUCCUGUCCACUCACCACAUGGACGAGGCGGACAUCUUGGGGGACCGCAUCGCCAUCAUCUCCCACGGGAAGCUCUGCUGCGUGGGCUCCUCCCUGUUCCUCAAGACUCACCUGGGAACUGGCUACUACCUGACACUGGUGAAGAAGGAGCCCGAGCCCUCCAUGAGCUCCUGCAGGAACUCCUCCUCCACAGUGUCCGACUGCAAAAAGGAUGAAGAUGGCGCAUCGAUCAGCUCCAGUGACGCAGGACUUGGCUCUGAACACGAGAGUGAAGCAGCCACCAUCGACCCCCCCAGCAGCAGUGUGGGUGGCGCCUCUACUGACCCCCCCACGGAUCAACCCAUGGUCCCAGCUAACAUCGCCCACGUGUCUGCUCUCGUCCUGGGCCACAUCCCGGGGGCACGCCUGGUGGAGGACCUGGGUCACGAGCUCACUUACAUCCUGCCCUACUCCGCUGCCAAAGACGGGGCCUUCCCAGACCUGUUCCGGGCCCUGGACCAGAACUUACACCAACUGGGCAUCUCCAGCUACGGAGUGUCCGAUACCAGUCUGGAGGAGAUCUUUCUGAAAGUAGCAGAGGACAAUGGAGUGGAUACAGACGUUCCCUCAGAUGGGACUCUUCCCGUACGGGUCAGACGCAGGCGGAGGACCCACGCCUUUGGAGGAGGAGAUCACCAGAGCUGUCUGAAGCCCCUCACAGAGGACGACCUGCAGGGGAAUGAGUCUGAGGGAGACCCAGUAGAGGACCCGGACUGGCUGAACUGCACAGAGGGGAAAGGCUCGUACAGUGUGAGCGGCUGGGCCCUGAGGAGGCAGCAGUUUGUGGCACUCAUCUGGAAGCGCUUCCUCUAUGCCAGGCGCUCCCGUAAAGGAUUCUUUGCCCAGAUUGUUCUCCCGGCCGUGUUCGUGUGCAUUGCUCUGGUCUUCAGUCUCAUCGUCCCACCUUUUGGAAAGUACCCCAGUCUGGAGCUGCAGCCCUGGAUGUAUGAGGACCAGGUCACCUUCAUCAGCGACGAUGCUCCCGGAGACGUGAAAAUGCAGAAGCUCCUCAGUGCUCUUCAGGAGGACCCGGGCUUUGGGACGCGCUGCAUGAAAGACUACUCCAUACCUGAUACGCCGUGCACCAUGGGGGACGAGGAGUGGUCGGUCCCCCCUGUCCCAGAGGACGUGCUGGAGGUCUUCUCUUCUCCGAGUAACUGGUCCAUGAGCGAGCCCUCCCCUGCCUGCUACUGCAGCUGUGACGGCAACAAGCGCAUGCUGCCAGAGUGUCCCCCUGGAGCCGGAGGACUGCCCCCGCCCCAGAUGAAGCUGAGUGCCACUGACGCCCUUCAGAACCUCACCUCCAGGAACAUCUCGGACUACCUGGUCAAAACCUACGCCCAGAUCAUCGGAAAGAGUCUGAAGAACAAAGUGUGGGUCAAUGAGUUCAGGUAUGGAGGAUUCUCAUUGGGCGCUCGGAGCACCCAGGUCCUGCCUCCAGCGGAUGAGGUCAAUGACGCCAUAGAGAGACUCCGCAAGAUCUUUGAACUAGAAAAGGGGGCAGCAGCGGAUCGCUUCCUGGACAAUUUGUCUGGAUUCAUCAAUGGCCUGGACACAAAGAACAACGUCAAGAUCUGGUUCAACAACAAAGGCUGGCACAGCGUGGGUGCCUUCCUCAACGUCAUGAACAAUGGGAUCCUGCGCGCCGCACUGCCCCCAGAGGCCGACCCCAGUUAUUACGGCAUCACAGCCUUCAACCACCCACUCAACUUGACCAAGGAGCAGCUCUCACAAGUGGCUCUUGUGACCACCUCAGUGGACGUCCUGGUCUCCAUCUGCGUGAUCUUCGCCAUGUCCUUCGUCCCGGCCAGCUUUGUGGUCUUCCUCAUCCAGGAGCGUGUGUCCAAAGCCAAACACAUGCAGUUCAUCAGCGGCGUGCACCCGCUGCUCUACUGGGUGGCCAACUUCAUCUGGGACAUGUGCAAUUAUGUGGUGCCGGCGACUCUGGUCAUCAUCAUCUUUUGUUGCUUCCAACAAAAGGCUUAUGUGUCUUCCACCAACCUGCCUGUGCUGGCCCUGCUGCUGCUGCUCUAUGGUUGGUCCAUCACUCCUCUCAUGUAUCCCGCCUCCUUCUUCUUCACCAUCCCGUCCACGGCUUACGUGGUCCUCACCAGCGCCAACAUCCUGAUCGGCAUCAACGGCAGCAUCUCCACCUUCGUCAUGGAGCUGUUCGGCAACAACGAGAUCGGAGGCAUUAAUGACAUCCUGAAGAACGUCCUGCUGAUCUUCCCUCACUUCUGUCUGGGACGAGGCCUCAUCGACAUGGUGAAGAACCAGGCCAUGGCCGACGCCCUCGAGAGGUUUGGGGAGAACCGCCUGCGCUCCCCUCUGCAGUGGGACAUGGUGGGGAAGAACUUGUUUGCCAUGGCCGUUGAGGGAGUGGUCUUCUUCAUCAUCACCGUCCUCAUUCAGUAUCGCUUCUGCAUCAAGCCCAGAGCCACCAGCUCUCUGCACAAACUGGGUCCUCUGGGAGACGAGGACGAGGAUGUGGCCAAGGAGAGACAGAGGAUCGUCCACGGCCUGGGACACGGAGACAUCCUGGAGCUGCGCCAACUCACCAAGGUGUUCAAAGCGAAGCAGAAACCCGCAGUGGACCGUCUGUGUGUGGGCAUCCCUCCUGGAGAAUGUUUUGGUUUGCUGGGAGUGAACGGAGCAGGGAAAACCACCACCUUCAAAAUGCUGACGGGAGACACUAUGGUGACCAGUGGAGAGGCCUUCCUCAACGGGAAGAGUAUUCUGCGUGAGAUUGACGAGGUGCAUCUCAACAUGGGGUACUGUCCUCAGUUCGACGCUGUGAACGAGCUGCUGACAGGACGGGAGCAUCUGGAGCUAUAUGCAGUUCUGAGGGGAGUGCCUGAGGAGCAGGUCUGCGAUGUGGCAGAGUGGGGCAUCCGGAAGCUGGGGCUGCUGAAGUACGCAGAUAAACGAGCUGGCAGCUACAGUGGAGGAAACCUGAGGAAACUCUCCACCGCUAUGUCCCUGAUCGGAGCGCCCCCGGUGGUCUUCCUGGACGAGCCCACCACGGGUAUGGACCCCAAAGCCCGCAGAGCGCUCUGGACCUGCAUCCAUGGACUCAUCAAGACCGGACGCUCCAUCGUGCUCACCUCACACAGUAUGGAGGAGUGUGAGGCCCUGUGCACAAGGAUGGCCAUCAUGGUGAACGGCAGGUUCCGCUGCCUGGGCAGUGUGCAGCACCUCAAGAACAGGUUUGGAGAUGGCUACACCAUCGUGCUGCGGGUGGCCGGUCCAGACCCAGACCUGGUCCCGGUUCAGAAGUUCAUAGAGUCUACUCUGAGCGGCAGCACGCUCAAAGAGAAGCACCGUAACAUGCUCCAGUACCAGCUUCCGUCCCGCCUCACGUCCCUGGCACACAUCUUCAACACUCUGGCCACGCACAAGAGCCAGCUGAGCAUAGAGGACUACUCUGUGAGCCAGACCACCCUGGACCAGGUGUUUGUGAACUUUGCUAAAGACCAGAGCGAUGACUAUCAUUUCAAAGACGCCUCUGUGCGCCGUAAGGACCCGCCCCUUGCUGUCAGCGUGGACCUUUCACACGAGGAGGAGACGGUCAUGUGA
Molecule: messenger RNA, 5355 nt
Organism: Knipowitschia caucasica
Lineage: Eukaryota; Metazoa; Chordata; Actinopteri; Gobiiformes; Gobiidae
Source: the annotation of a GenBank genome assembly